AUGCAGGCAACCAACGACGUGGGGCAGCCGACACCCGACAAAGAUGAUGAGGAGGUGUUCUUUCGGGCUCUGCAGUUCUCAUGCAGCGCCGUCUUCCCCAUGGUCCUCAAGGUGGCCAUCGAUCUCGAGCUCCUCGAGAUCAUCGUCACGGCUGGCCCGGAAAAGGUAAUGAGCCCAGAGGAGAUUGCCGCUCGGCUGCCCACCCACAACCCGCAGGCACCCAUCUGGGUCGAUCGGAUUCUCCGCUUGCUCUCGACCAACAGCAUCGUCGGCUGCACCGUCGAGUCCGGCGCCGACGGCCGCCCCUCGCGGAAGUACGCCAUGACACCCAUCUCCAAGUUUUUCACCAAGAAUCACGAUCGUUCUGUUGUGAAAAUGUUUUUGCUACAUCAUGACAAAGUCUUCAUGGAUCUAUGGUAA
This is a messenger RNA of Musa acuminata AAA Group (dessert banana), 420 nucleotides long. Its product is annotated as caffeic acid 3-O-methyltransferase-like. Lineage: Eukaryota; Viridiplantae; Streptophyta; Magnoliopsida; Zingiberales; Musaceae. The record is from RefSeq and is a predicted model, not a curated record. Gene Ontology annotation, molecular function: protein dimerization activity; O-methyltransferase activity; S-adenosylmethionine-dependent methyltransferase activity. Gene Ontology annotation, biological process: methylation. The transcript has a single exon. Bases 1 to 420 code for a protein of 139 amino acids.